Labrus mixtus (cuckoo wrasse) is the source of this 4730-nucleotide messenger RNA. RefSeq names its product DEAD (Asp-Glu-Ala-Asp) box helicase 61 (gene ddx61). The transcript is spliced from 13 exons. Gene Ontology annotation, cellular component: cytoplasmic stress granule; P-body. Gene Ontology annotation, molecular function: RNA helicase activity; ATP binding; mRNA binding. NCBI's taxonomy places the organism in Eukaryota, Metazoa, Chordata, Actinopteri, Labriformes, Labridae. The coding region runs from base 815 to 2266 and encodes 483 amino acids. Gene Ontology annotation, biological process: cytoplasmic stress granule assembly; P-body assembly. The record is from RefSeq and is a predicted model, not a curated record.
AGCGCGGCCAUGUUGAACGAUUCUGAAAGAAGAGACAAAAGAGCGACAACUCGGUGGAUUUCUCCAAACAGAGACUAUCAAUCUAACUAAAAAAAAUUAACCCUCAAGAUAACUUUAACUACGAUGAAACACUGAAGACGUCGAGUGGCUGUAGCAAACGAAGAUGAGCUGGAUUAUUUGUUGAUGGUCAGUCCCCAAAGCACUUUGCAGACUGCCAUCUCAAAUUUUGCUGCAGAAGUAAAGAACUGGAACAAGACUGCCAUUGAGCGCAAGGGUGUCCAUCUCAAGGAACAUACUUAUUGAGCUGUAUCAAGAAACAGCAGAGACAUUUGAAGACCUAUGUUCAAGGAACAAAACAAUAGAAAGGGAAACACGACCAAACAAAUCAUACUUUGCUACUCGCCAAAUUGAAUGUAACAAAUACAAUACUUGUGCUUGAAAAGCCAAGAUAUUUGAACACAACACAUUAUCAUUCAAGUAGGGAUGAGAAAACUUGGAUAUAAAUCUCUUAAAGAUGAAUAAGAGUGUGUUUUGGUCACAUAUUUGAUUUAUUUAUUGAUAUCAAUGUUAAUUUCUCCGUUUUUGGAGAGUCGUCUUGUAAAUAGACAGAUUUCAUCCACAGACUUCUUCUUUUCAAGAGGUCUGAGCAUCAGAUUGUGUACACAUUACACUGCAAAAAGGAAAGAGACAAGAAAAAGUUUUAUAUUCUUUCCAGUGUUUUAGUUUUGUUACGUUGUACACACUGAUGCUUGAGCCAAACAGCAUAUAAGUGUAAUAGAAAAAAAGAUACAUUGCCAGUAAAGGUGUUGAACCCAUGGCUACAGCAAAAACAGAAAACCCAGCAACGAUGUUUGGAUUGAACAAACCAGCGAAUGGGCAGCUCAGAGGACAGACCAAGCCAGCUGGUCAACAGUCAGGAGUCCUGGUGCCUCUCCAACAGCCCAACGCCCUCCAGAAAAGAACCACCAUUCCUCAGAGCAGUGGGGGCAUCAAGUUUGGUGAUGACUGGAAGAAGUGCCUGGCGCUUCCACCAAAGGAUACCAGGAUGAGAACUUCGGACGUGACCUCAACUAAGGGAAACGAGUUUGAAGACUACUGCCUAAAGCGAGAACUUCUAAUGGGGAUCUUUGAGAUGGGAUGGGAGAAACCCUCCCCAAUCCAAGAGGAAAGCAUCCCCAUCGCUCUGUCAGGCAGAGAUAUCCUUGCUCGAGCAAAGAACGGCACAGGAAAGAGUGGAGCCUACCUCAUCCCUCUCCUGGAGAGGAUAGACCUGAAGAAGGAUCACAUCCAGGCCAUAGUAAUGGUGCCAACGAGAGAGUUGGCUCUGCAGAUGAGCCAGAUCAGCAUUCAGCUCAGCAAGCACCUCGGAGGGGUCAAGGUGAUGGCUACCACGGGGGGCACGAACCUGAGGGAUGAUAUCAUGCGUCUGGAUGAGACAGUGCAUGUAGUGAUUGCUACACCAGGCAGGGUAUUGGACCUGAUAAGGAAGGGGGUGGCUAAAGUGGAUAAAGCCAGAAUGAUGGUGAUGGAUGAGGCAGACAAGCUGCUGUCCCAGGAUUUUGUGGUCCUGAUUGAAGACAUCAUCAGCUACUUGCCAAAGGAUCGCCAGAUCCUGCUUUACUCUGCCACUUUUCCCAUCAGUGUGCAAACAUUCAUGAGCAAGCACCUAGAGAAGCCUUAUGAGAUCAACCUGAUGGAGGAACUGACACUGAAGGGCAUCACUCAGUACUACGCAUACGUGACGGAACGACAGAAGGUCCACUGUCUCAACACGCUCUUCUCUAGGCUUCAGAUCAACCAGUCAAUCAUCUUCUGUAACUCCACCCAAAGGGUUGAGCUACUUGCCAAGAAAAUCACCCAGCUGGGCUAUUCCUGCUUCUACAUUCACGCCAAGAUGAUGCAGGAAUACAGGAACCGUGUGUUCCACGACUUCAGGAAUGGAUUGUGCAGAAACCUGGUCUGCACAGACCUUUUCACUCGAGGAAUUGACAUCCAGGCAGUCAACGUGGUCAUCAAUUUUGACUUCCCGAAAAGUGCAGAAACCUACCUUCAUCGCAUUGGCAGAUCAGGACGUUUCGGUCACUUGGGUCUGGCCAUCAAUCUAAUAACUUCAGAGGACCGCUACAACCUCAAGAACAUUGAGGACCAACUGGUAACUGAGAUCAAGCCCAUCCCCGGCAGCAUUGACAAGAGCCUUUAUGUGGCAGAGUUUCACUCUGUUGACCCAGAUGAUGACGGCAAAAACGGGGACUUCGGAGCAAUCUGAAUAAACGGAGGAACACAGUGCCUGGCAUUAAGCACACGAUCUUGUCCACGCAUCAAGCAACAUUCAACAUGAAGAUUUCUGUUCUCCACUUUGCCACAAAAAUGGUCGAUUUUUAGAUUUGAAUUCAUUUUCUGUUUUGAGUUCACAGGAAUAUUCUGUUUCAGUCUUGUACAUCAGUAAAGUCAACACUGCUUACAGCCACUUUAUUCCGUAUUUGGCCGCACUGCCAGACAUGGUCACUGUACCUGUGUUGUUGGCCUUUUGCUAAAGUCUGUUAUUGAACUGAGCCACUCGACAAAAGAUUGUCAGUUAUUUUUUUUUUUCCUUUCCUUUGCUGUAACAAUGAAAAUGUGAAACCAAAGAGACGUAAAGAAGAGAGUUCACCUCACAUCGUUGCUGUGAUGUCAGAAUAUAAAUGACCAUGCUUACAUUCUGCUGACAUGCCUUUUUCAGUUGAUGCUUUAAAAGAAAUCAAUCUUUAUUUAACAACACUUGGAAGCAACUUAAUUCGAUAACCCCCUCUGCUACCAGAACAGCCGGGAUUUUUCCUGAUAUGUGUACAACAAUGUACUGGAAACAUUCCUUAGAGGGACCGGAUCAUGUUGACAUGAUAGCCACAUGUGUUUGCUGCAGAUUAUUCAGCUGCCCAUUCAUGCUACACGUUUAGUGCUUGACCUCAUCUCACUGGUGCUCUGUUACUAUUGACAUCUGUUGUCUGUGGAGGCCAUCUGAUUUGGCAUUGCACCCUGCGAAAAAUAGCCUUAGAUGAUGGGUAGAUUGUGGCUAAAAAGGGAUGCAUGCUGUAAGAAAUAAUACUCAAGAAGGCUCUAGUAUUAGAAUGAUGUCUAUACUGUAAGUGUGCAAAAAAGAUAUUCUUAACAUCACUGGUAACAGGUGCAUGAUUUAACACCUAAAUUCUGUUCUACCCCUGCCAUGAUGCUGCAGAACUUCAUGCCCAUAAUCUGGCCUCAUCUUGUCUCUAGUCUCAGUUUUCUUUGUCUGCAUACUUCUGUUAAAUGUGGUUAUUUUGUCAUGUCAGCCUGAACCAGUCCGGCCAUUCUCCUCUGACCUCUCAUUAACAAGGCGCUCACAGCUUGCAUGUUGUUUUUCUUUGCACCACUGUCUGUAAACCCUGUGGACUGUUUUUGUGUGUGAAAAUCUCAGGAGAAACGUAUCAAUCAUUUUUUUUAGUUAAAAUCACUGCCAUCAAAUUAAUUCUGAUGGUUGGGUCUGAGCAGCUGAACUGUCAUGAGCAUGUCUGUAUGUGUUCAUGCAGUGAGUGGCUGAUUUAUAUAUUGCAUUAACACCUACCGGUAUGUUUACAUUCUAAUUUGGCUACUCAGUGAAAUGGAUUUUUUUGGCUUUAGCCACCAUAACUGUUGACUAGGGGAUGCAGGGGUAAAUAACAGGGCACAUGUAACAUUAACACAUGUCAUUUGUAGUUUAACCAAAUUGUUUUUCAAAGGGAAGAAAAGAAUUACAAUUCAAUAUAGAUGGCUUCAGAAUCAAACUGGACCACUCAAGGUGCAUGUAUAUAAGGGUGCUCCAGCUUCAGCAGAUAAUGAACUUCAAUACUUUUUUAUUUGAAAGAGUUUACUGCAAGGUUUGAUAUGAAAACAUCACAGUGUCGUGACACUUGAUUCUGCAAUGCAUUUUUUUUAAAGAACAGAUCCAUUAUUAACUAGAAGUCAGCUUUUUGAUUUCCAUUUCUUCGACCGCUUUGAGGUCAUAUAACCAUACUGCUUUUUCUCAGGUUUGAGAUGGUCAGUUAUUAACAUUAACAAAAUGGGAAGGGGUUUAUUUACCAUAAUUCUGAAUCUGAUUGUUUCUGGCUCCCCUCUUCUCUUCAAAGUGCCUUAAUCUAAGGGGGGAGAACUCUGCUUACUUUUGUCCCAGUCUUGUUUUUACAGGUAAAAGGCACCCAAGCAUUUCCAUAUUACUUCAUCAUUUAAAGCACAAUUUGAGUUUGAAAAGAUUUUCCCUGUGUAAUGCUUUUUUUUUAUCCAGCCAGAACAGUUCUUGUUGUCUGGAUGUAUUGCAGCCCCUGAUAUCUCGACUCAAGCACAAUGUCACAGAAUAUGUAUGUCUUAAAUUUGAGACUAUAUUGUCGUUUCUUUGACAACUCUGUCCAAACAGCUACAGGGAAGGGACCAUUGUAUGUUCCUGUCUGUUGUUUUCAUGUCUGACUCUGGAGCACCCUCUCAUGUUAGAUUUUUGGCUCCCCUAUAUUCCUCAGAGCAGUCGCCAUUUAAAAAAAACAGAUGUGUUAUGUGAUCAAAACUAUUGAACAUCAUCUGAAUGAGUUAGUAAUCUGAGACCAUUUGUCCCAUCAGUGCAAUUUGGAGAAUAACUACCUUCAUGUAAUGAUUUAAAGAUUUUUUUUAAGCUACGAGAGACAAGCAAGAACUUUCUGUUAAGUGUGUCACACCAGCUCCUCAAAGAAUUAAAGUUCAACUGAAACGUG